This is a messenger RNA of Penicillium riverlandense, 1587 nucleotides long. RefSeq lists its product as uncharacterized. Gene Ontology annotation, biological process: carbohydrate transport; transmembrane transport. The record is from RefSeq and is a predicted model, not a curated record. Gene Ontology annotation, molecular function: carbohydrate:proton symporter activity. The coding region runs from base 1 to 1587 and encodes 528 amino acids. NCBI's taxonomy places the organism in Eukaryota, Fungi, Ascomycota, Eurotiomycetes, Eurotiales, Aspergillaceae. Gene Ontology annotation, cellular component: membrane. The transcript has a single exon.
AUGUUACACAAAAUUGUGGUAAACGCCUACAAUCUUUGGGUCGUGGUCUUUGUCGCCAUCGGUACCAUUGCCAGUGCCUAUGGCCUGGCCAUCAUCGGGUCGACCGUCGGCCAGCCCAAUUUCUAUACCUACUUUAAUCUGGCUGCCCAGGGUGAACCAGGUUAUGCGCAUACUUCCAACAUGAUCGGAGCCCUCAAUGGCAUCAAUUCCGCGGGUGCAGUCUUUGGAUGCCUCUUUCAGGCCUGGGCUGCAGACUACUAUGGUCGCAAGCGGACUAUUCAGGCCGGAUGUGUCGUGCUUAUCGUCGGCGGCGUAUUGUGCUCUGGUGCGGUGGAUAUGGCCAUGUUCCUCGUGGGCCGCUUUGUUGCCGGUAUGGGUGCUGCAAUCCUUGCAUGCAUCGUGCCAAUCUACCAGGCCGAAGUGUCGACAGCGGAGACCCGCGGCGCCAUGGUGGCCGUUACUGGCAUCAUGUAUGCUGUCGGCUAUACCCUAGCAGGCUGGUUAGGGUUUGCAUGCUAUUACAUGUCUGCCAAUAACCCGGCAGCCAGCUUCGCCUGGAGGUUCCCGCUGGCGUUCCAGACUAGUUUCCCUCUGAUCGUCCUAGCGGGCAGUUCCUUCAUCCCGUUUUCUCCUCGCUGGCUACUGCAGCAAGGACGUCGAGAAGAGGCCUUUGAGAUUGUCAAGCGUCUGCACAGAACUCCCGAAGAUACCAACGAUUCCCGAGCCAAACAAGAAUUUUACAUGAUCGAGAAACAGUUCGCCCACGAUAAGUCUAUGACGAUGCGGCCAUUCGAGCUCUUCCGUACCUCUGCCAACCGCCGACGAGCCAUGGUGGCCUUCAUGCUGAUGUGGGGGAACCAGUUUCUGGGGGUAUUCGUGUUGGCAAACUACGGGGUCCUCAUUUACGCAAGCCUCGGAUUGGGAGGCUCAAUCCCGCUCCUGCUCAAUGCAUGCUGGGUUAGCUUCACGCUUAUCGGCAACACCUGGACCGCAUUUUACGUCGACCGCGUUGGCCGGCGGACGUGUCUGCUCAUCGGCUCCAUUGGCUGCACCGUGGCCGUGAUAUUCCUCUGUGCUCUGUCGGCGCGGUACCUCGGCACAGAAAACGUGCCCGGUCUGCGCGGUGGAGUCUUCUUCGUGUUCUUUUUUAUCUUCUGGUGGUGUUUCUUCGUCGAUGCAACACAGUAUGUCUACGUUGCAGAGAUUUUCCCCAACCACCUCCGUUCCCAAGGCGUGGCUUUCGGUAUCGCCAGCUUCUAUCUAGGUUCCGAAGUUACUCUUGUCGGGGCGCCGGUUGCGUUUAACACGAUUGGAUGGAAGUUCUAUUUUGUGCUGAUUGUCCCGUCGUUCUUCUAUAUCUUGGCGAUCUAUUUCUUCUUCCCCGAGACCAAGGGUCGCACGCUGGAGGAGAUUGGGGGCCUUUUUGGCGACGAAGCUAACGUUGUCUCGCAUUGGUAUAAUGUCACUGAGGAGGAGCGUGAGAAGCUUGCACGUGAGGCUCUUCGGGAGACGGGAGAUGGAUCACUUCCCGAGAGCGAGCAGGAGGAGGAGGCUAAGCCGACUACGGUUCACGAGGAGUUGUCUUGA